Molecule: messenger RNA, 14908 nt
Organism: Bubalus bubalis (water buffalo)
Lineage: Eukaryota; Metazoa; Chordata; Mammalia; Artiodactyla; Bovidae
Gene: FRY
Product: FRY microtubule binding protein
Exons: 62
Coding region: 4715-13774 (3019 amino acids)
Biological process (GO): neuron projection development; cell morphogenesis
Cellular component (GO): cell cortex; site of polarized growth
Source: RefSeq, a predicted model, not a curated record
UUUAUGAGAUGAACAUUUCUGUGGCAUCACUUCCUAUUUCUUUCUCUAAUUUCUUAGCAUAGGAUAGAUCAGCCCAAAUUAUGCGUAGACCAAAAUAGCAGCUUAUGAUUUAUGUUGAUCAUUUGUUCUUUAGAUUGUCUCUAAAAGGUCUAUUCUACUGCUUAAAGAACAACAAAACCCUUUCUCCACAGUUGUCUCUAUUGAUCUCAGCUGCUGUCUUGCCAACUCAAUCCAGGCAUUGCUUAAUUUGACUUGGAAUUGUUCUUAUAAAGAAGCAACGUGUGGAAUAGUAGGGAUGUGAUAUAUUUAGUGCUGUUUUGGAACCUGAAACUGCAGAUCAAAAAUUGAUAAAGGAAUUUUUUCUGGCAUUAAGUGAUUUUCCUUUGUUUCCUCAGACACUGGUAAGACAUUUCUCCUCUGCCUCAUACAUUCUGUGCAUGCAUGUACACAUCACUUUGUGACAAUAAGUAACACGUGUGUAGCCACGUGCAGCCAUCCACAGGAAAGGGGGCUGGAUUCCAGUGCUAACCCAAUCAACUCAAUCAGACGCUUUCAAAUCAUUAGGUAAUGGCUCUUCACAUUGGCAAGCGUCCAGAUGGUUUGCCUUGCUUUGUUUUUGCCUUUUUUUUUUUUUUUUGAGCACCACACAUUUCAGUCUCAAAAUUGACAGAAAAGGGAAAAUUAAAUAUGAAUUAGAACAGAAACCAAUUGCACUUCUUGGUUAUAAUCAGAAUCCAGACAGGAUGUGAAAUGCUAUGGGUUAUAAAAUAUAAUCCAUGAACCCUUUACCACCGUCAUCUCAAUGCCACCCAGCAAUCUGGGGCCUAGGGUGACCACUUGACCUCUGCCUUCUUGAUAUAUACUGCGUUCUUAGUGCCUGCUGCACCACCCUAGGCUACCUUCAGUCCCUUAGGAAUCUGGAUCACAAAAAAGCACCCUUCUGGUGGGUUGGGGCUUCCCCAGUAGAUCAGCAGUAAAGAAUCCGCCUGCAACGCAGGAGACACAGGAGAUGUGGGUUCUGAGCAACUAGGCACGCGCCUGUGGGUUGAGUAAAGGGUAGAUGCAGCCCCACACCAGGCUGGACACAGCCCAUUACCACCCCUUUACCAGCUUGGAGAGUGGAGUUCAGACUAGAUUUCCACCCUCACUCGCCCCACCCUUACCACAAGUCAAGCAUCCCUUAGACAGAAUACAACCUGUGCAAGUAAUCAGAUCAAGGUGAAAAAUCAUGGCAUUCUUCUCUAGAUUCCUUUUGGGUUGGGCUUCAGCCCCCAAGGAACAACUUCCUCUGGCCUAAAGCUGGACAGAAAGGCAGUGAGGAAUCCUGGAGAGCCAGGGGACCUCCUGCAGUCCUUUUAGUGAUAACGAAGGUCUUGGCAUCUCUUCCCGAACUUUUACUAAAGAAGCUGGUAAGCAUGAUUCUGGUCUUGCUUGUGAUUGAAGUAAAUACAUAUAAUUUAGAAUAAGUGACUCAGGCUCUAAAAUUUGCCAGGCCUCAAUUUUAUCAGCUAUAUGACUUUCACCUUUGACCUUAUUUUAUGCCUCUUUAAACCUCCAUUUGCUCAUCUGUAAAAUGGGGCGAUUAAUAGCACUUCAUUGUCUCCUGGUGAAGAUUAAAUAUGAUAUAGUAGGGACUUUCAGCACAAUAUUGUGUGCAUGCGUACUAAAUCACUUCAGUUAUGUCUGACUCUUUGCAACCUCAUGGACUGUAGCCCACCAGGCUCCUCUGUCCAUGGGAUUCUUCAGGCAAGAAUACUGGAGUGGGUUGCCAUGCCCUUCUCCAGGUGACCUUGCUGACCCAGGGAUCGAAACCGCACUGUAAUACUUUUCAAUAAAUGUAAAUGGUGUCAUUAAUAGUUAUCACAGCCUCAGGUCACUUUCUGACUCCCUCCUCUCUCUCUGAUACCAUUUCCCUAAGACCUCCUGUUUUUCCUGUAUUUCUGCUGCUUUUCUCUCUGCCCCUAACAUCGCUGCCUAACUCCUAAAGAUUCACGUUCUCCUAAGAUUCUUAAAGAAGGGUUCCUCUUUUUACAGAUACAAAAGCUGAAAUAGCUUUAGUUCAUCUUCAGUGAUGACUGAUGUCUCAUAAGAAGCCAGGGGUGCCUUCAGAUUUUGUAUUGAAGUACCUCUGUCCAGGUGCCCCUUCUGACUACAUUUUUAGAGUAAGUACCCCACCCUCCCCUACCUAGAGAGAGGAAACAAAAGGAUAAAUGUCUUAUCCUAGCUUGCAGCAGGUGUCAUUCUAUUUGAUUUUCAGGCCUUUCAACAAAACAAAAGGCCUUUUCUGUUCUUUCACAAUAUAUGCUCUCUUUAAAGGUACUUGAAUGAGAAAAAAAGCCUACACCAGACCAGAUUUCUGGUUCUAAUGGACAAUAACUGGGCUGUUAGUUGCUGAUUCAUUCUUCACAGGGAAAACUAGAUGCCAUUAGAAACAUUUUUUUCUAAAUAGCAUUUAAAAUUUUAUGAUAGCUUCCUCUUGAAAUACUGUAUAUGAGUGGCAUUCUCAACAAAUUAAUACGUUUAAUAUGAUAGUCACAUGUAUUUUUAACUCCUAAAAAAAUAUGUUUAUAAUAGGAUUGAAAACUUCUAAAAGCCAGUUAAGAUCUCUUUAAAAGUCAGAGAAAAUCUGACUUGAGUAACAGUGUAUAAUAGCAUGUUUGGUUAUUGUAGCUGUUUUAAAUGCCUCCAACUUGCUGUCCCCAAAUAGUUACCACUGGUGUUCAGAAGUGAUAGACCUUAAAUGGUACCAAAAAUGUAUUUAACCUAAAUUUAAAAGUUGGAUUCUAGAGUCCCUAAGGGUUCAUAAUAAAUGUCAAGGUAACAAAAUUUAAUUGUUUACUCUAUGCAAGGCACUAUGCUGAACACUUUCAUAAUGUCAUUUAAUCCUUCCAGCAAGUCAAUGAGAUCAGUACCACUAUAAUCCCCACUUUACAGAUGAGGAAAUUAAGGUUUAGUGAGGUUAAUAGCUUGCCCUAGAUCUUAUAGCUAGAAAGUUCUGAAGAGUUUUGAGGGGCUUUGUGCUCAUUAACUCCAAGGCACCCUGAAGCUUUCCUGUUCAUUACUGCCAUCCAUAGUGGGGGAGGCACCAGAAAGGGGGGCAUGGAUAUUAGUUUUUGUUCUCAAAUGUAACAACCAAUUCCGUAAAUCCUUUGGGUCCUGUUUCACCUAGAAUCUACAUAUUCAAAAUACAGGUGAUAAAACGAAAUUAGCUCAUUAACUCUGGUAAGCAUGUAAAUGAAAACUCAGUCGGUCUGAGGACACUUUAAGAUAGUACUGAUGAAUGGUUGGAAUUCUUGGUGGGGUUCUUGCCUUUUGUGUAAGGAGUUUGAAGAGAAUGCUGAUUGUAUUGAUAGUGUCUUGGGGCAUUUCAGGACACAGUCCUAAAGGUUCUCCUUCCUGUUUAAAAUUCUCAGUCUUAGAGAAAGUAUACUCUCUCCCUGCCAUUUGUCAAAUGAACAGUUAAUCCGGGUUAGCUUUGAGUGGGGGAGGGGUGCUUAGAUAAUUUUGUGAAAUAAUUAUUAGCAUAGUUUAUCAGUCCCAUUGCAAUAUGUUGAUCAUAAAUGAACUGGGGAUAGGGGUAGGAUUCGUGGUUUAUAAGAUGUUUAGCCAAAUCCCACCUGCCCAAACGUAGCCUGUGAAGAUUCAAGUAUUGACUCCAAUCCCCUAGCCAAGCUAAAUAACAACAUGAAACCACGAUAACUGAAGUCAGGACACCUGAUACCAAGAUUUCAUGGAGGAAAAAAGCCAUUGUGUAGCCAGGAAUACAGCGCCUUUGCUUAUCUUUUUAAUACAAAUAAAAAAUAAGCUUUAUUGGGCUCGGAGAUUUUUAGAAUACACAGGCUUGCCGGAUGCAUUGUGGAGCCUGGCGUUCUGUACACGAGCUUUCGUGGCUGGUACUGUCCCCUUCGGAUGCACACGUUGGUAGGGGGUGGGUACCCCUCAAAAAUGUCAGCAUUUCUGGGAGGGAGCAGCACAGAAAGGAGGGGAGGGAAAAGCCCCGGCCGACAUCCUGUUGUUAUCAAGCUCUCCUCUUGCGGAGGGGCGGACGGAGGACGCUUUUCAGAUCCACCACCAGAUCCAGGGGUGCCACUGGGCCGCCGUAGCUGUGUGGAUUCCGGGGACGGACGCGGGUCGGGGAGCGCGGCCGGUGCACCCCCCUGGGGGCGGGGAGCAUCUCACCCGGAGCGGGGCUGACCGGCGAGGAUCCGCAGGAGCUGGGAGGUUUUUCCCACGGCUGAGUCGGGCCCGGACUGUGGGGGCGGGGGUAGGGGGGACCCUCACGGCGCAUCCCUCCUGGCCCAUCCUUCCUGGCGCAUCCCCAGCCCUGCGCGCUGGGGUGCCGUGGGGCACCCCCGCCACGCUCACCCCGUGCAGGUGGGACUUCCUUGGCCCCGUACCUGCCGGGCCAAGCGUGUGGGCGACCGGCGGCCGGCGUCGCUGGCACUGGCAGACGCCUCCCAGGGCUAGAGCUCCGCACCCAACGAAUAGGCAGCCAGUCCUGGACCGGGAGGAGGAGCGGCCGAGCAUCCCUCUCCCGCUCCGCCGCGUCCUUCUUAUGAGGACUCGCCGGAGGUGGACCCGCAGAGCCAGCCUCCCAGCCGCUGACCCCGCUUACAUCACGAACCUGUGACCAGCGCAUCCCUCCCACGCCGGGUACCUGCUCCGCGCGGCUCACGGUCCAGCCCCAGGAGCAGGCUCUUUGUAUGCCGCCGACAUGGCCAGCCAGCAGGAUUCCGGCUUCUUCGAGAUCAGUAUCAAAUAUUUACUGAAAUCCUGGAGUAAUACUUCUCCAGUUGGCAACGGUUAUAUCAAGCCUCCAGUUCCACCUGUGUCUGGCACACAGAAGGAGAAAGGGCCCCCAACCAUGUUACCCAUCAGUGUGGACCCAGACAGCAAACCCGGAGAGUAUGUCCUCAAGAGUUUAUUUGUCAACUUCACCACUCAGGCUGAGCGCAAGAUUCGCAUCAUUAUGGCAGAACCCUUGGAAAAGCCAUUGACAAAAUCUCUACAACGUGGAGAAGACCCCCAGUUUGAUCAAGUCAUCAGUUCAAUGAGCUCCCUUUCUGAAUACUGCCUGCCUUCCAUUCUACGUACAUUAUUUGACUGGUAUAAAAGGCAAAAUGGCAUUGAGGAUGAAUCGCAUGAGUACAGACCAAGAACCAGCAAUAAAUCCAAAAGUGAUGAACAGCAGCGAGAUUAUUUAAUGGAAAGACGGGACCUCGCCAUUGAUUUUAUUUUUUCUUUAGUAUUAAUAGAAGUUUUGAAACAGAUUCCACUUCAUCCUGUAAUAGACAGUUUAAUACAUGAUGUUAUUAACUUGGCUUUCAAGCACUUUAAGUACAAAGAAGGGUACCUUGGUCCUAACACUGGCAAUAUGCACAUUGUGGCAGACCUGUAUGCAGAAGUCAUUGGCGUGCUGGCACAAGCUAAAUUCCCUGCUGUAAAGAAGAAAUUUAUGGCAGAGCUCAAAGAAUUACGGCACAAAGAGCAGAGCCCAUAUAUCGUUCAAAGCAUCAUCAGCUUGAUAAUGGGGAUGAAGUUCUUCCGAAUUAAGAUGUAUCCAGUGGAGGACUUUGAGGCCUCUCUCCAGUUUAUGCAGGAAUGUGCACAUUACUUUCUUGAGGUCAAAGACAAAGAUAUCAAACACGCCUUGGCUGGGCUGUUUGUUGAAAUUCUUGUCCCAGUGGCUGCUGCUGUUAAAAAUGAAGUUAAUGUUCCCUGCCUCAGAAACUUCGUUGAAAGCCUGUAUGAUACCACGCUGGAACUUUCUUCUCGAAAGAAGCAUUCCUUGGCCUUGUACCCACUGGUGACCUGUCUGCUCUGCGUCAGCCAGAAGCAGCUGUUCCUGAACAGGUGGCACGUUUUCCUCAACAACUGCUUAUCCAACCUUAAAAAUAAAGACCCCAAGAUGGCUCGAGUUGCACUGGAAUCUCUGUACAGAUUACUUUGGGUUUACAUGAUCCGAAUUAAAUGUGAAAGCAACACAGCUACUCAGAGCCGUCUUAUAACCAUCAUCACAACACUUUUCCCCAAAGGGUCCCGUGGUGUGGUGCCAAGGGAUAUGCCUCUCAACAUCUUUGUGAAAAUCAUCCAGUUCAUCGCCCAGGAACGUUUAGAUUUUGCAAUGAAAGAAAUCAUUUUUGAUUUCCUUUGUGUGGGAAAACCAGCAAAAGCUUUCAGUCUCAAUCCAGAGAGAAUGAAUAUUGGCUUAAGGGCAUUCUUGGUCAUAGCCGAUAGCUUGCAGCAGAAAGAUGGAGAACCUCCCAUGCCGGUUACUGGGGCUGUUCUCCCUUCAGGAAACACACUGAGGGUGAAGAAAACGUAUCUGAGUAAGACACUAACUGAAGAGGAAGCCAAAAUGAUAGGCAUGUCAUUAUAUUACUCUCAAGUACGAAAAGCUGUGGACAACAUUUUAAGGCACCUUGAUAAAGAAGUAGGAAGGUGUAUGAUGCUGACUAAUGUCCAGAUGUUAAACAAAGAACCCGAAGACAUGAUCACGGGUGAGAGAAAGCCAAAAAUAGAUCUUUUCAGGACCUGUGUUGCUGCUAUUCCUCGACUGCUUCCUGAUGGGAUGUCAAAACUUGAACUUAUUGACCUGCUGGCGAGGCUCUCUAUUCAUAUGGAUGAUGAACUGCGACAUAUUGCCCAGAAUUCUCUUCAGGGUUUACUUGUUGACUUCUCAGAUUGGAGGGAAGAUGUCCUAUUUGGCUUCACCAACUUCCUGCUUCGGGAAGUAAAUGACAUGCAUCACACACUCCUUGAUUCAUCCCUCAAGCUCCUGCUCCAGCUGCUCACCCAGUGGAAACUGGUGAUACAAACGCAAGGAAAAGUCUACGAACAGGCCAACAAAAUCAGAAAUGCAGAGCUAAUUGCCAAUGGCUCCAGCCACCGAGUCCAGUCGGAGCGAGGUCCCCACUGCAGUGUGCUCCAUGCUGUGGAAGGUUUUGCCCUGGUUUUACUCUGCAGUUUCCAGGUGGCCACACGCAAACUGUCUGUUUUAAUACUCAAGGAAAUUCGAGCUUUAUUUGUCGCUCUGGGUCAGCCUGAGGACGAUGACAGACCUAUGAUUGAUGUCAUGGAUCAGCUAAGUUCCUCCAUCCUCGAAAGUUUUAUUCAUGUAGCAGUUUCGGAUUCAGCAACCCUACCCUUGACCCACAGCGUGGACCUGCAGUGGCUGGUGGAGUGGAACGCUGUCCUGGUCAACAGCCAUUACGACGUGAAGAGCCCUUCCCACGUCUGGAUUUUCGCCCAGUCUGUCAAGGACCCCUGGGUGCUCUGCCUCUUCAGCUUCCUCCGGCAGGAGAACCUGCCCAAGCACUGCCCCACCGCCCUCAGCUACGCCUGGCCCUAUGCCUUCACGCGGCUGCAGUCCGUGAUGCCCCUGGUGGACCCGAAUAGCCCUAUUAAUGCCAAGAAAACCAGCACGGCUGGCAGCGGAGACAACUACGUUACGUUGUGGAGAAAUUACCUUAUUCUUUGUUUUGGAGUUGCAAAACCCAGUAUUAUGAGCCCGGGACACUUACGAGCCUCCACUCCAGAAAUAAUGGCCACGACACCUGAUGGUACAGUGAGCUACGAUAACAAGGCCAUAGGCACCCCAUCGGUGGGCGUUCUGUUAAAGCAGUUGGUGCCUUUGAUGAGACUUGAGGGCAUUGAGAUCACAGAAUCCUUAGUUUUAGGAUUUGGAAGGACAAAUUCCCUUGUCUUCAGAGAAUUGGUAGAAGAACUUCAUCCAUUAAUGAAAGAGGCUCUGGAACGAAGGCCAGAGAACAAAAAACGCCGAGAACGGCGAGACUUGUUAAGGCUACAACUGCUUCGAAUUUUUGAACUUCUGGCUGAUGCUGGUGUCAUAAGUGACAGCACCAAUGGAGCCUUAGAACGGGACACUUUAGCCCUUGGAGCUUUGUUCUUAGAAUACGUGGACCUGACCCGCAUGCUCUUAGAAGCUGAAAAUGAUAAAGAAGUGGAAAUUCUUAAAGAUAUCCGGGCACAUUUUAGUGCCAUGGUUGCCAACUUGAUUCAGCGUGUUCCAGUUCACCACCGAAGAUUUCUCUUCCCUCAGCAAAGCCUGAGGCAUCAUCUUUUCAUCUUAUUUAGCCAGUGGGCAGGACCCUUCAGCAUUAUGUUCACGCCCCUGGAUCGUUACAGUGACAGAAAUCAUCAGAUUACAAGAUACCAGUAUUGUGCGUUAAAGGCAAUGUCAGCAGUGUUGUGCUGUGGCCCAGUGUUUGACAACGUGGGCCUUUCCCCAGAUGGCUACCUAUACAAGUGGCUUGACAACAUUCUGGCUUGUCAAGAUUUACGAGUUCAUCAACUUGGCUGUGAGGUUGUCGUCUUGCUACUGGAACUAAAUCCUGACCAAAUAAAUCUUUUCAACUGGGCGAUUGACCGAUGCUACACUGGUUCCUACCAACUUGCGUCUGGUUGUUUCAAAGCCAUAGCUACUGUGUGUGGAAGCAGGAACUAUCCCUUUGACAUAGUGACGCUGUUAAACCUUGUUCUGUUCAAGGCCUCUGACACCAACAGAGAAAUUUAUGAAAUCUCCAUGCAGCUCAUGCAGAUCCUUGAAGCCAAGCUUUUUGUGUACUCAAAGAAAGUAGCCGAACAAAGACCCGGCAGUAUCCUGUACGGGACGCACGGCCCGCUGCCACCCCUCUACAGCGUGUCACUGGCCUUCUUGUCAUGCGAGCUGGCCAGGAUGUACCCCGAGCUCACUCUUCCUCUCUUCUCAGAGGUCAGCCAGCGCUUCCCCACAACGCAUCCCAACGGGCGUCAGAUCAUGCUCACCUACCUGCUGCCCUGGCUGCACAACAUCGAGCUGGUGGACAGCAGGCUGCUCCUCCCGGGGUCCAGCCCCAGCAGCCCCGAGGACGAUGCCAAGGACCGCGAGGGAGACGUGACGGCUUCUCAGGGGCUGAAAGGCAGUGGCUGGGGCUCCCCAGAGGCAACGUCCUUGGUGCUGAACAACCUCAUGUACAUGACAGCCAAGUAUGGGGAUGAAGUUCCUGGACCAGAAAUGGAAAAUGCCUGGAAUGCAUUAGCCAACAAUGAGAAGUGGAGCAACAACCUGCGGAUCACCUUGCAGUUCCUGAUCAGCCUGUGCGGGGUCAGCAGUGACACACUCCUCCUGCCCUAUAUCAAGAAGGUGGCAGUCUACCUGUGCCGGAACAACACCAUUCAGACCAUGGAGGAGCUGCUGUUCGAGCUGCAGCAGACGGAGCCGGUGAACCCCAUCGUCCAGCACUGCGACAACCCGCCCUUUUACCGCUUCACAGCCAGCAGCAAGGCCUCGGCGGCGGCCUCCGGAACCACCUCCAGCAGCAAUACAGUGGUUGCCGGCCAGGACAGUUUUCCAGACGCUGAGGAGAGCAAGAUACUGAAAGAAUCUGAUGAGAGGUUUAGUAACGUCAUCAGAGCCCAUACGCGUCUGGAGUCAAGAUACAGCAACAGUUCAGGAGGCUCAUACGAUGAGGAUAAAAAUGACCCAAUUUCUCCCUACACCGGCUGGCUUCUGACUAUCACAGAGACCAAACAGCCGCAGCCCCUACCCAUGCCUUGCACGGGAGGGUGCUGGGCCCCGCUGGUGGACUACCUCCCAGAGACCAUCACCCCCCGGGGGCCACUCCACAGGUGCAAUGUCGCUGUCAUCUUUAUGACUGAGAUGGUGGUGGACCACAGUGUCCGAGAAGACUGGGCUCUCCACCUCCCGCUGCUGCUCCAUGCUGUCUUCUUAGGUUUGGACCAUUACCGGCCCGAAGUCUUUGAACACAGCAAAAAAUUGCUUCUUCACCUCCUGAUUGCCCUCUCUUGCAACAGCAAUUUCCAUGCCAUUGCUUCUGUGCUCCUGCAGACUCGAGAGAUGGGCGAAGCCAAGACUCUAACCGUUCAGCCAGCUUAUCAGCCCGAGUACCUCUAUACAGGUGGCUUCGACUUCCUGAGAGAGGACCAGUCAUCCCCGGUGCCAGACUCAGGGCUCAGCUCCAGCUCCACUUCAUCCAGCAUCAGUCUGGGAGGCAGCAGUGGGAACCUCCCACAGAUGGCCCAGGAGGUAGAAGAUGCGGACGCAGCUGCUGACUCAGAUGAGAAGGCAAACAAGCUCAUUGAGUUUCUGACGACCAGGGCGUUUGGUCCACUUUGGUGCCAUGAGGACAUCACACCCAAAAAUCAGAAUUCAAAGAGUGCUGAACAACUCACCAACUUUCUACGUCACGUUGUAUCCGUGUUCAGAGAUUCCAAAUCAGGUUUCCACCUGGAGCAGCACCUGAGUGAAGUGGCGCUGCAGACGGCCCUCGCCAGCUCCUCCCGGCACUAUGCCGGCCGGUCCUUCCAGAUAUUCCGGGCCCUCAAACAACCUCUGUCAGCACACGCCUUGUCGGACCUCCUCUCCAGGCUGGUGGAGGUGAUUGGCGAGCACGGAGAUGAGAUUCAGGGUUAUGUCAUGGAAGCCCUUCUUACCUUGGAAGCUGCCGUGGACAACUUGUCUGACUGCUUGAAGAACACUGAUCUCUUAACUGUACUAUCUCGCUCUUCAUCACCAGACUUAAGCUCUAACGCUAAGCUGACGGCAAGCAGAAAGAGCACAGGACAACUCAACGUGAACCCUGGGGCAGCCAGUGGCAACACAGCAGCCGCAGAACGCAGCCGGCAUCAAAGGAGCUUCUCUGUGCCCAAGAAGUUCGGUGUUGUCGACCGGUCCUCAGACCCACCUCGGAGUGCCACCCUGGACAGAAUUCAGGCCUGUACCCAACAAGGCCUCUCCUCGAAAACCAGAAGCUCGUCCUCCUUGAAGGACAGCCUCACCGACCCAUCUCACAUAAACCAUCCAACCAACCUGUUGGCCACCAUCUUUUGGGUCACGGUGGCUUUGAUGGAAUCCGAUUUUGAGUUUGAAUACCUAAUGGCCCUGAGGCUGUUGAACAGACUGCUGGCUCACAUGCCACUUGAUAAAGCUGAGAACCGAGAAAAACUAGAGAAACUCCAGGCGCAGCUCAAGUGGGCAGACUUUUCGGGGUUGCAGCAGCUGCUGCUGAAGGGGUUCACCUCCCUCACCACCACCGACCUUACCUUGCAGCUGUUCAGCUUGCUGACUCCAGUGUCCAAAGUAUCCAUGGUGGACUCGUCUCAAGCCAUUGGGUUUCCACUGAAUGUCUUGUGUCUUCUGCCCCAGCUGAUACAGCAUUUUGAAAACCCCAACCAGUUCUGUAAGGAUGUAGCUGAGAGAAUCGCUCAGGUUUGUUUGGAAGAGAAGAACCCCAAACUUUCCAAUCUUGCACACGUCAUGACUCUUUAUAAAACACACAGCUACACGAGGGACUGUGCCACAUGGGUCAAUGUGGUCUGCCGGUACCUUCAUGAAGCCUAUGCUGACAUCACCUUGAAUAUGGUUACCUACCUGGCAGAGCUGCUGGAGAAGGGCCUCCCCAGCAUGCAGCAGCCCCUCCUGCAGGUGAUCCACAGUCUGCUCAGCUACAUGGACCUUUCUGUCGUGCCUGUAAAGCAGUUCAAUGUGGAAGUUCUGAAGACCAUUGAAAAAUACGUGCAAAGCGUUCACUGGAGAGAAGCUCUGAAUAUUUUGAAGCUGGUGGUUUCUCGAUCUGCCAGCCUCGUUUUGCCUUCCUACCAACACAGCGACCUCUCAAAGAUAGAAAUACAUCGAGUGUGGACGAGCUCAUCCAAGGAAUUACCUGGAAAAACCCUAGACUUCCACUUUGAUAUCUCAGAGACGCCCAUCAUUGGGAGACGGUAUGAUGAACUGCAGAACUCCUCUGGGCGUGAUGGGAAGCCCAGGGCCAUGGCCGUCACCCGGAGUGCAUCCUCCACCUCCUCAGGCUCCAAUUCCAACGUCCUUGUCCCUGUCAGCUGGAAAAGGCCCCAGUAUUCCCAGAAGAGGACCAAAGAGAAGUUGGUGCACGUCCUUUCUCUGUGUGGCCAGGAAGUAGGAUUAAGCAAGAAUCCAUCCGUGAUCUUCUCGUCGUGCGGGGACCUGGACCUGCUGGAGCAUCAGACGAGCCUGGUGUCGUCCGAGGACGGGGCCCGGGAGCAGGAGAACAUGGAUGACACCAACAGCGAGCAGCAGUUCAGGGUCUUCAGAGACUUCGACUUCCUAGACGUGGAACUGGAGGAUGGCGAGGGUGAGAGUAUGGACAACUUCAACUGGGGAGUCCGCAGGCGUUCUUUGGACAGUCUGGAUAAGUGUGACCUGCAGCUGCUGGAGGAGCGCCAGCUCUCAGGAAGCUCUCCCAGCCUCAAUAAAAUGAACCACGAGGAUUCUGACGAGUCCUCUGAGGAGGAGGACCUCACCACCAGCCAGAUCCUGGAGCACUCUGACCUCAUCAUGAAUCUCUCCCCUUCGGAGGAGACUAACCCCAUGGAAUCACUCACGACCGCCUGUGAUCUGACCCCUGCUGACCCUCACUCCUUUAACACCAGGAUGGCUAGCUUUGAUGCUGCUCUGCCUGAUAUGAAUAAUCUUCAUAUUUCUGAGGGUUCAAAGGCUGAUGCCGUCCAGGAAGAGGAGGACGCCACCGUGCAGGAGGAUGACCUUUCCAGCUCCAUCAAUGAACUCCCGGCCACUUUCGAAUGCAGCGACAGCUUUAGCCUGGAUACGACUGAGGCAGAAGAAAAAGGCAACCGAGCGCUGGACCACUUCACUCUUGCCAGCUUUGGGGAAGGUGAGAGGGGAGUGUCGCCCCCUCCCUCGCCCUUCUUCUCGGCCAUCCUUGCCGCCUUUCAGCCCACAGCCUGUGAUGACGCCGAGGAGGCCUGGCGCAGCCACAUCAACCAGCUCAUGUGCGACUCGGAUGGCUCCUGUGCUGUGUACACGUUCCACGUGUUCUCCUCCCUGUUUAAGAAUAUUCAGAAAAGGUUCUGCUUCCUAACCUGUGACGCAGCCAGUUACCUUGGCGAUAACCUCCGGGGCAUCGGAUCCAAGUUUGUCAGCUCUUCCCAGAUGCUUACCUCCUGCUCCGAGUGCCCCACACUCUUCGUGGACGCCGAGACCCUCCUUUCUUGUGGACUUCUGGACAAGCUCAAGUUCAGUGUUUUAGAACUGCAAGAAUAUUUGGAUACCUACAACAACAGGAAAGAGGCCACUCUCUCAUGGCUUGCAAACUGUAAGGCGACAUUCGCAGGAGGCGCACGAGAUGGAGUGAUUACCUGUCAACCCGGGGACUCAGAGGAGAAGCAAAUGGAAUCUCUUGCACAACUGGAACUGUGUCAGAGGUUGUAUAAGCUACACUUCCAGCUGCUGCUGCUUUUUCAGUCCUACUGUAAGCUCAUCGGCCAGGUGCAUGAAGUCAGCUCCAUGCCAGAGCUGCUAAAUAUGUCCAGGGAACUGAGUGACCUAAAGAAAAACCUGAAGGAGGCCACUGCAGCCAUUGCAGCUGACCCUCUUUACGUCGAGGGGGUGUGGUCCGAGCCAACCUUCACAUCCACUGAGGCAGCCAUCCAGUCCAUGCUUGAGUGCUUGAAGAACAAUGAACUUGGCAAGGCUUUACGGCAAAUAAGGGAAUGCAGAAGUCUGUGGCCCAAUGACAUCUUUGGAAGCAGUUCUGACGACGAGGUCCAGACACUGCUGAACAUUUAUUUCCGUCAUCAAACUCUGGGACAGACGGGCACUUACGCGUUGGUGGGGUCUAACCAGAGCCUGACUGAGAUCUGCACCAAGCUGAUGGAGCUGAACAUGGAGAUCCGGGACAUGAUCCGCAGGGCCCAGAGCUACCGGGUCCUCACCGCCUUCCUUCCCGACUCCAGCGUGUCCGGCACUAGCCUCUGACAGGAGCCUCCCAUCCCCCAUGGGCACCAAGCUGGGGGUGCUGCCGUGCUGGGAUGACGUCAUUCGGUGUCUUCUCAGCCUUCAAAAGGCUUGGUCAGACUGUUCUCCCUCUUGUUACCUGCAGGACUUUUCAUAAAGAGGAUGGCAGAACUUCCCACGUGUAGCAAUACUCUUAAGAACCAAGGUAGCAUAGGACCGUUCUGGAACAGCCUCCAUCCGUCAUCCUGUGUGGCACAAAAAUGCGUUAACCUUUUACUGAGCAAAAACUCACUACUGAAGACGUGACUUCCAUUGCAUACCAAAGCCAACUACUCUGAACAAUACCCUCCUUUCUAGAAACAAUUUUAGAUUGGCAAAAGUGCAAUGUUUUCUUCACUAAAAAAUAUUUUAUAUUCUAAAACUUGUACAUUCUUUUUCCUUUUUUUUUUUUUUGCCUUUUGUGUGUGUGUGAGGUGAGCUGAGGAAGGAGCAGGCAGAAUGAAGCUGGCCACUGAAAACUGUAAGACGGUCAAAAGCUGACAGCCUGUGUAUGUGAAAAGGGAAUUGUAAAUGGACAAUUUAAUGUACACUGAAAUUUGAAUACCAUUACUGUAUCUAAAAGGAGCUGCUAUGAAGUACCUUUCUUAUGUUGCUAGGCUACUGUCUCGGAAAGCCCUGGAUCUCUUUGCAGGGGUCUGUGAUUAAGACCCUCGCACCAAAAAUGGUCCAGAUAGACCUUUUUUUAAGGAUCUUGGCUGCUUUUUACUAGAAUGUUGCUUUUAUGAACAUAUUUAUACUACAGAAGGAUGAGUGUUAAUUUUAACCAACUUUGCCAUUUUGUAGAAAAAAGUAAAAGACAUCCACAUUAUAAAUUCCAAGUCUCUCCACCUGUUACGCAUGCAUAUUUUAAUAUCCAUGUGGAUAGCCAGAAAUAGGACAUAAAGGUAAAAUAUGAGUUGUCACUUUGUUUCUUAAGAAAUGUCAUUUUAUUUGUAAUAUAUAUGUAAAGGGCCAUUCUUAAGUUUUCUCCUUAAAUUUAAUGCUGUCAAGUGUUAGCUGUGUGCAUGUAAACCUGUUGCACAUCAGAAACAUAUUCAAAGUUUAUCUAUGUAACUUAUUCACUCUGUAAAUACAUUUAAAGUUUUUGUGAUGUAA